AGGAUGUAGAAGCAUUGCCAACACUGUUCCAGAUAUCCACCGUCUGUGAUAGCUGCCACUGGUACACAGAGAAACCACACUGAGGUCCAUUCAGCUUUGGACAAUGGAAUGACUGUUGCCUGAAAACCAUGGAUGGCUUUGUCCUCUUGGGACUGGUGCUCUCAUACAUGACUCAAGCACUUGCAGCCCAGAUGGAGUUGCUGCCUGAAACGCUGACUGUUGUGCGGGGGGAAGAGGCCCGCUUCACCUGCAGUACUUCUCACCCGCGGUGGACGGUGAUGGUGUGGCUGCUGAACGGUUCCUCGGUGCUGACCAUCUCCAGGGAGCAUGGCAUGCUGCCCUCCAUCAACCCCAACGUGACCGCUGAGGAUCACUCCACCCCACAGACAACCAGAUGGGUGCUUGUCCUUAGGAGGACAGAGAGGCACCAGCAGGGACCAGUGACCUGUGACCUCCAGAACAUCCAGAGAAAAACAGCAAGCCUGUUUAUGCAAGAGAAAGGCAGCGUAAAAGUUUUUGGAGGCGACAGGGUCGCGCUGAAGGGACAGCGGGUCCUGUUUGAAUGUCAAGCAGCAGGAUGGCACCCACAACCCAGCAUGGGAUGGCUGGUAAAUGGCAAAGAGGUGGGUGAGGGUGAAUACAACGUCAGUAUUGAGGUGUCUGGAGAGAACCUCUUCACUGUGACCAGUAACCUGAGCAUACAGGCAGCGGUGAGCUCUCUCGUGGAUUGCCAGGCCUCAGUGUCUGCCCUCCCCAAGCCUCUGAUGAGCAGAAUCCAUCUGACCGUGGUUUCAGAGGUGGUGCAGCAGGGAGACGACUACAGCAUCCUAUUGGCCGUAACGGCCACACUUUCUACACUUUUCCUGCUCCUUCUGAUCAGCAUUUUCCUCGUCCUGUGCUACAGAGGAAGAAUGCAAGCAAGCACAAGCCAACGGGAUGCAAUAAGGUUCGACCAAUCAGUGAGUGGACGAAGCUCAGUUGCUGAGGCGACAGGGGGGAGAAUCAACCUGGGAUACUCUGCUGAAGGGCUCACAGAUGUCGGUCACAAUGACCUCAUCAAGGAAACCCACCGCCAGAUGGACUCUGUUAGCAUCCAUAAGGUCCCUGAUGUUGUGUCCUCCAGUAACCCGUCUCUACACAGCCCAGCCCAGAUGGAGCUGGGAGAGGAGAGCUCCAAGACCUUCAGGAGAGUUACCACAGUUUGA
Myripristis murdjan (pinecone soldierfish) is the source of this 1205-nucleotide messenger RNA. It is a transcript of the gene igsf5b, whose product is annotated as immunoglobulin superfamily, member 5b. The record is from RefSeq and is a predicted model, not a curated record. Bases 129 to 1205 code for a protein of 358 amino acids. The transcript is spliced from 10 exons. Lineage: Eukaryota; Metazoa; Chordata; Actinopteri; Holocentriformes; Holocentridae.